UCAAAGCUUGUAUGAAGGACAGAUUUAGAUGUUCUUCUUGGAACUUCUAGGAUCUAGUUUAUAUUGUACUCAUCGAUUAAAGGGCUUCUCUGAAGCACCAUUGUUUGUUGUAUAUAAUCCCUAUUUUUCUAUUUAUCGUGAUUCCAUAGAAAUUGACGGUCUUUAAGAUAUCGCAAGGUUUUAGCUACAAUGAAUUUGGGAUUUACGUUGGAGCACCUGACUCAAGACGAGAGUCCAUUUCUUUGGUUCGGUGAGGCAGCGUCUGAUUGAGUCGGACGGAUUCGAUCCUCUCUCGCUCUCUCUUCCCCUCUUCCCGGAACUGGCAAUAGUGCAGAACAAAGAUGAAGUUGAAACAACUGGAAAGUCUUCUUGGCAAUCUUGAUCAGUUUACCGAACCGAAGAUUGAUCUUGAGCAAUACCCCACUCGGCCUCAUAUAGCGUCAAGGAUGAUAUACACGGCUGCAAAUACUUUCGGGGAUAUUACUAGCAAAGUGGUGGCAGAUUUUGGAUGCGGUUGUGGUACAUUAGGCAUAGCCAGCGCUUUAUUGGAUGCAGAAAAUGUCAUUGGUAUUGAUGUUGAUUCUUUGUCGCUUGAAACUGCUUUAUCAAAUGCUGAGGAUCUUGAGGUCAAUAUUGAUUUGGUUCAAUGCGAUAUCCAUCACUUAGAGUGGCGAGGUCCAGUGGUCAAUACUGUUGUCAUGAAUCCACCAUUCGGGACUCGGAAAAAGGGUUCAGACUUGGAUUUUCUACUCAAGGCUUUGAAGGUUGCUUCCGAUGCAGUCUAUUCACUACAUAAAUCCUCUACAAGAGAUCAUAUCAAGAGGGUGGCCUUGAGGGAUUUUAAUGCUACCAGUGCUGAGGUGUUGUGUGAGCUUCGGUUCGAUGUGCCUCAAAUGUACAAAUUUCACAAAAAGAAAGAAGUUGAUAUUGCUGUUGACUUGUGGCGCUUCACACCUUAGAAAUGAUGUUCAGCAAAUAUGAUGAUGAGGAUGGGAGCCCUCUCUCCCAGCAGAAUUGGACCGGAAUUAUGAAGAUGAGGAGCAAAUUUGACAAUUCUUCCUGGCUUUUAUGCUGUAAGAAUAUCUUGAAUGCAUGGAGGCAAUGACCUCUGCCAUUCCUCAAUAACUGAUAAUCGACAAUGAUCUUGGCUUGAUUGUGAAGUAGGCUUUUAUGAAUGAUGGGGAUAAAGAGAAAAUAGUUUCUUCGCAUUUUUGGACAUUCGUUUAGAACGGGUGAUAUCAUAAACUUGAGUUCACCAGUGGAACUGACUCCAGACGAUACUAAAUUUUUGGAAUUUCUUCUGCAAAAUUCGAUCUUGUAUUUGGAAUACUGAUGAUGGAUUUAUGGCAGAGCUAAUCAUAUCUA
Nymphaea colorata (pocket water lily) is the source of this 1365-nucleotide messenger RNA. RefSeq lists its product as uncharacterized. The record is from RefSeq and is a predicted model, not a curated record. Gene Ontology annotation, molecular function: nucleic acid binding; rRNA (adenine-N6-)-methyltransferase activity. Gene Ontology annotation, biological process: rRNA methylation. The transcript has 9 exons. Lineage: Eukaryota; Viridiplantae; Streptophyta; Magnoliopsida; Nymphaeales; Nymphaeaceae. The coding region runs from base 342 to 959 and encodes 205 amino acids.